GUUCUUGGUUGUCAAGCUAUUUUCUCAUCGCAGUGUGCCGUUCUGGCGCAUACUAUGUAUGAAACAUUACAGUUUGGCGUGUGCGUUGUAUUUUAUUUUAGACAAGACUUGACGGCUAUUUAAAAAACUCCAUGGCUUUCGAUUGGUUAUCGCUAUAUUACUGGUUUGGUAUUUCGUAAACAUCAGAAACGAAACAAGACGAAAUAUUAGUCUAAUGGGAAGAAAAUAAAUGAUUCAAGCAAGUUUAUUCCUCAUCUGUAACUAAUUUGUGUCAUUGUAACCUUUAUUCUCAAUACUUUGGGAAACUAUGGAGGAGAAGAUGGAGAGUGAACAGAGUUAUAGUGAAGAGAGUAGCAGUAGUUCUUCCGAUAGUUCCAGUGAGAGUUCAGAUAGUGAAGAAGAGUUAAUGGAACCUGUUCGGCUCUUAGGCCAAACCUUGGAGCUACCUCAAGAUCUUUGUGAAGACCCAGCUAUAUUUAAGGAGUUUUUCUCAAUGAAAACAUGGGAUAGCUUGGAAGACAGGCAUAAGGAAUACCUCAAAGAAUUGUUGCCAAAGUUUACAGAAAAUGAUGAGGAAGAAAAGGAAACAACAAUAAAAAUGCUUUUCAAUCAUGAACCAUUUCAUUUUACAUCACCUUUAACUUGUUUUUUUCGAAAUUUAAGACAAGGUAAUUACAGACCAGAUAUUGCCAGAAUGAGGAAGUUUUUGACAAAAGCUAGAGCUAAGCAACAAAGGCACAAGAUAAAGUCUUACUAUGCAAAGUUAUUACCUGAAGUAUUAAUUUCAAGAGAAAGAUUAUUAGCUGUAGCCAAAGCUGCACCGCCUGGCCCCACUCCUCAUGUGCCAUUACUACCACCAAAACCAUCAACUAAAAACAACUAUAAGCCAAUGUAUGUGCGGGCUAAGCAUAGGUAUUUUGAAGAAUUAGCGGCUAUAUGGAGUGAGGUUGGCGGACAAGAAUCUGAAGAUGAAAAUUACCCUGAAGGGCCCCCAGAGCAUUUCUUAAAAAAGAGAAAAAGAAAUAAUGCAUUACAGAGUGCUGAUACCAAUGUCUCUAGUACUUUGGGAGGGGCUGAGGUCACACAUCCUUCUUCAUUAGCCUGCUUAAAAAAUGUUUUAGCUGCACACAGAGCUAGGAGACAGCAUAGAGAGACUCAUCCAGAGUUGAAUACCACUGGUAUUACUUUAGAUGAUAUAAAACAGCGAGUAGCAUUGAUGAAUGGAGCAAAGAAACUCAUGUUUGGAGGGUCUAAAACUGAUAUGCCAUUACAGAAGAUGCGUAAAGGCACUAAAAGAGAAUUACAUCAAAAAGCUAAAGAUUUUAAAUUACCCCUCAAAAAGCCUAAGGAUGAUGUUGAGAGCAAUGAGAAUAAACUUUUACCACACAUAAAGAUUAAAUGUGAACAAGAAGAGACAGAUUCUGAAAGUUCAUCAUUCUUCGAUCCAACAAAUAGCCCAAGGCAAUGCAAAAAACUACUGGAUAAUGUGGAAAUUAAACAGGAAAUAAACGAUUAUGAUCAUGCAAAUUCAAGAUAUUAUGAUUUAAAAGAGGAUGGGAUAAAAAAGGAACCUCAGGAUGGACUGGGACAAAAUUCAAGGAUACAUCAACCUGUUCCAAUUAAGCUGGAAGAUCUUGAUGGAAUUGACAUGAUGGCGUUACCAGUAGAGCUAGCUGAUGAUUCGGGUGACGUGUUGGUGGAUUCCACGGACGUGAGAGAUGAAGACGAAGCACUGACGGAGACGACUCACGCGAAUUUCCUAUCGCUAGUGCGAGCGUUGUUCCCGGCUAAAGCGGCUCAUAGAGCAUCCAAACAUGAGUUGUAUACGCGAUGUGCUGCUGUCAUGCGAUCACCUAUUGCACCGCUCAAUACUUGGUAUAAUUUGUCUGAUGAUUGGUGUGCAGAGUUAAGUUCAGCAUUGGACUUUCUUGCCGGAGAGAGAGGACCACAUCCUGAUGAUUUUGUUCCAUAUCUCCAAUACAUGCCUGACACGCAAGUGUACCAAUGGAUAGGCGCAGGACGAGAUUGUGAUGCAAUACUGGGCCGUUUGUGCGAUAGAUGGCUUCGGGCAGCUGCACCGCCGUCGCCGCCUCCCAGCAGGUAUCCAACAAACUGGGUUGUGCGACAGCCAACUACUUCUGAAAUAACUGAGUUCAGGGCUCAAGAACGACGUAGAUUUGCGUCCGCUUCCAAACCAUUUACAUAUAUCCAGUAUGGGUACCGAUCGGUGGUGGGCCCGGCGAGCGGGGUGCGCGCGGGCGGCGCGGGCGGCGCGGGGGGCGCGGGGGGCGCGGGCGCGGGCGGCGCGGCGCUCGUGGCGGCGCAGCGCCCGCGCGCCGCCGGCUUCUUCGCGCUGCUGCGGGACGCGCUCGCGCGCCUGCCCAACGGCGAGGGCACCCGCCGCGACAUACUCACGCUGCUCAAAAUGUCCCAGUGGAUAAUUCCAUGCAGCGAUCAAACAUUGGCAUCAGCCAUAUCGACAGCUUUGGAUAGACUCGUGUCUGUAAAACGGGAUCCCAUCGUCAAAUACGAUCAGAGAACAGCAGUUUGGACAUAUCUACAUAGAAAUAGAACUGAGGAAGACUGGUUGAAAAGCAGCAAUGCUCGUAAUCGCGCCAACAAAACACUUGCAUCAGAGCCUCCACUACAAUCUCCGCAAACACCGGUUAAUGUUAGUAAUAUGGAGUUAGAAGUUGGUAGCAUGGAGGAAGUCGUCGACAAUGCUUCCGACAGCGAUGUGGACGUCGACGAUAGCGGUUCCUCGACAUCAUUGCCCCAAUUGUCUUCUGCUCAGCUCCUGAUGCAAGCUACACAAGCAACGCAACCGAAACCGUUAACGCCUAAACCGAAACCGAAACUGGUUCCCACACCGCAAACACCAAAAACCGUUAUUAAACAAUCCCCACAGCGGAAGCAGACCCCACAACCGAAAACGCCAAACGUUAUUAAAAUCAAUCAAGCUAAACCAGUGUCUCAAGCAAAGACGAGUCUAUUAACGCCGAAACCAAAGACGAAACAGAGCAUCAUGCCAUCGAAGCCGUUAGUGAAGCAAAGUGUUCCAUCGCCAAAGCAAAGUGUCCAGUCACCGAAACAAAGUGUGCUGUCACCUAAACAGAACGUACAGUCACCAAAACAAAGCGUUCAAUCGCCGAAGCAAAGUGUACAAUCACCAAAACCGAAUCUGAUACAGAGUGUUAAACAAAAUUCGUUCUCCAGUGAGACACUAUCCAAUGUGCCCGUGGUAGCGCCUCCACAACGGUCACCAAUGGUCAAACAGAAGUCCUUGCCCAAGAUUGAAACGUCACAGAUUUCGGCGACUGCAUCAGGAUCUACCACACCGCAAGUAUCUACAGUUCUACCAACGUUAUUACAAAGCAAUGUUUCCACGGUGCUUCAACAGAAUUCUGUCAUUCAAACUUCAAAGGUGUCACAAGUCACUAGGUCUUUAUUAAUAAGACCACCGGCUGUACAAACUACUGCUACGGUGUCUGCGGUUACUGUGUGCACACCAUCUGCUCAGCUGCCAUCUAACACGAGACGUGGAGUUGUAAGAGUGUUGAGUCCGGCCACACCAUCAUCUGGGAAAUCUCUCAUUUCGCCGCGGGCUCUUAUGACACAACCAGUAACAACAGCAAAGAAGCGACCAUCGUUACCGGGGACAUCGUGUGUUACGACUAUCGCGCAGAGUACGCCAAAUGUCACAAAUGUGGUCAGCAGUUCGCCCACAGUAGUAACGUCGUCGAUAACGACUCGCACUGUGCAAUUGGCCGGCGGUCGGACUGUGCAGUUGUCCAAUCAAACAGUUCAACUCGCUGGUGGCCAAGCAGUGCAAUUAUCGGGACAUACCCUACAACUUUCGUCUCUACAACUUCCAACGCAUAGCGUCCGCUUACCGAGCGGUCAAACUGUCCAAUUGGCCUCCCCACAAACCGUACAAGCAGUCCGGGCCGUCGCCCAGAAGAAUCCCAGCCCGAGACCCCAAUCGCCAACAGUCCGACCGAUCAAUUCAGUUCAAAUACCAGUCUCUACAGUUCAACUGGCCGGCCAAACAGUUCAAAUAGCGGGUCAAACGGUGCAAUUGGCCGGUCAAAGUGUUCAACUUACCGGACAUACAGUGAAAUUGCCGAGCGGCCAAAGCGUACAAGUGGCGAGUCAAAGUGUUUUGCCAACGCAAAGUGUGCAACUACCCUCGGGCCAAACGGUCCAAUUAGCCAGCGACAAUAUACAAACGAUGUUGAAUACGCAGAAUGUUCAAAUGGCAAAUCAGAGUGUUCAGUUGGGUUCACAAACUGUACAUAUAGGUAACCAAACUGUUCAGCUGGCUGGGGGUCAAACAGUCCAAUUGCCUGGUGGUCAAACCUUACAAUUAUCCAGUGGGCAGACAGUUCAACUAUCCAGCGGACAGACCUUGCAAUUGGCUAGUGGACAAACAUUGCAAUUGGCUAAUCAAACGCCGAAAUCAAUAGCUCAAGUAGUAAGGACUCAAACUACCGGCGAGAAGACAAAUCAACCCAUAGUGGCAAAGCUACUAACCAAUGCACAGGGUCAAAUGAUAUCUCUCGAGGGUGUAAUGGGCAGAAGUGGGAUGGGCGUGGGCGUGGGCGUGGGCGCUGGGCGUGGGCGUGGCGUGCGCGUGCUCUCGCCCGCUACUCGACUCGCUCGACCCGUACUGCUCACGUCGAAACCGCUGCACAAUAUUAUACUACAGCAAAGUGAUGGCAGCGCUAUAAGAGUUCCGGCCAGUAGCGGCGCACCAACGUCGCAGACUAUCGUUAUAAGCAAUAUUGGAGCACAAACAGUUACAACGUCUACCACAUCAGCUCCAGUCUUAAAACUACAACAGGUGAAUCCCAUACAUCAGGUAAAACUAGCGCAGGGGAUAAAAAUACAGCAGGGUGCAGUCACAAAUACAUCAGUAGCGACAUCUAGCGGCGUUCGCAGCGUACUAAUGGACGGGCAACAGUUGAAACUCGUCGGCGGUCGACACGUAUUGGCUAGAUUAUUGAGACCGGCAAAUCCGAACCCGUGAUCUUAAAAUACUAACAAUGCAAUAUGUGAAAAAAAUAACGUCGAAUUAUAUAGAUAUAGAAAUUUCUGGAAGAGUCGAAUGUUAUGACUGGGUUGAGCUGAUAUGAAAGUAAACUGUUUAUGGGAUAUUUACAGUUAAAGUGUGGGUAAAGUAAAACACCUUGAUGUUCAAUAGAUAAUAAAGUUAUGAAUUGUGUUUUAUAAUAUACAGACAUUAAUGUUUGCCAAUAGUUUGUCUCAGAUGAUCAAGGACGUAUUAGUUUUUUAAGUGUUGAUAUUGAUAGGUAUUGCUACGCCAAAUGAUAUGUACCAAGGUGUUAUAAUUAUCGGAUAAAAAGUAAAGACAACUUUUAAUCGUUGACAGUUUCAAUCCAUGUAAAUUGUAAAUAGUAUCUUUUAAUAAUAAUAACGUUUUUGGAUGAGCAAUAAAUUGCAAGGCAAAUUUUUUACAUGUAUGAAUAUUAUAGUUAUUGUGUGGUAAUAGUUGAAAAGUAAGUUUUAAACAUUAAAUAUGGAAAUGUCUUAAACUAUUUAAUUUUGAAUUUUUAAUAAUUACGGUUUUUUGUAAAUUAAUACAAUAGUAGGCAAAUUUUUAAUUCAAAAUUAUAUUGAUGUUUUGUAAAUUCCAUAUUUAUUGGUGAAUUCAUUUGAGUAUUUUGUAUAUAGUGACAAAAAAUAAUAUAUAAGCGAGGCGAACCGUUAUUUAUAACGAUUUGUAUAUUCGGAUGUACACAUUAAAUAAAUUAUUUAUUGUGAUAUA
This is a messenger RNA of Zerene cesonia (dogface butterfly), 5788 nucleotides long. RefSeq names its product nuclear factor related to kappa-B-binding protein. The record is from RefSeq and is a predicted model, not a curated record. Lineage: Eukaryota; Metazoa; Arthropoda; Insecta; Lepidoptera; Pieridae. The transcript has 23 exons. The coding region runs from base 308 to 5029 and encodes 1573 amino acids. Gene Ontology annotation, cellular component: Ino80 complex. Gene Ontology annotation, molecular function: protease binding.